UGUCCACAGUGAAGAUUUCUUUCCCUAGAAUUAACCAAUAAUGCCCAAAUUCCAGAUUCCAGAAAUCAUCACAUUUGUGAUUUGGGACUACCUCGUUUUUGCAGCAUUGUUUUUGAUAUCUGCAGGCAUUGGGGUGUUUUUUGCUAUAAAAGAAAGAAAAAAAACAACCUCAUCUGACUUUCUUGUUGGCGGUAAACAGUUGUCAUGUGGACCAGUAGCCUUAUCCCUGACGGCCAGCUUCAUGUCAGCGGUGACAGUGCUAGGGGCCCCAGCUGAAGUCUAUCGUUUCGGGGCCUCCUUUGGUUUGUUCUUCAUUGCCUACACCUUUGUUGUCAUUUUUACAGCUGAGCUGUUUGUGCCCAUGUUCUACAGGUCAGGAAUCACCAGUACCUACGAGUAUCUAGAGCUCCGGUUUCACAGAAGUGUCCGAUAUGCGGCAACAAUUAUGUACAUUAUACAAACGAUCCUUUACACCGGAGUAGUUGUCUAUGCACCAGCUUUGGCUUUGAAUCAGGUGACGGGAUUCGAUCUCUGGGGAUCUGUUUUUGCCACUGGUAUAGUUUGCACCUUUUACUGCACCUUGGGAGGACUGAAGGCCGUUGUGUGGACAGAUGCCUUUCAGAUGGUGGUUAUGGUUAUCGGAUUUUUGUCUGUUCUCAUUGAAGGAACGAUUCAGAAUGGAGGGCCAAGCAAUGUAUGGCAGAUCGCUAUAAACGGAUCACGUCUGGAUAUUGCUGACUUUAGUGUGGAUCCAUUAAGAAGACAUACAUUUUGGACAAUAGCAGUUGGGGGAACAUUUACAUGGUUGGGAAUCUAUGGAGUCAACCAGUCUACAAUACAGAGGUGCAUUUCCUGCAAGUCAGAGAAACACGCAAAACUAGCCCUUUAUCUUAACUUGAUUGGUCUCUGGAUUAUCUUGACAUGCGCCGUGUUCUCGGGUUUAGUCAUGUACGCACACAAUGAAGGCUGUGAUCCUUGGACUGCUGGGUUUAUAAAAGCUCCCGACCAGAUGAUGCCUUAUUUUGUUAUGGAUAUAUUUUCAAAAAUGCCAGGACUUCCGGGUCUCUUUGUAGCAUGCGCCUUCAGUGGGACAUUAAGCACAGUGGCCGCCAGCAUCAAUGCUCUCGCUACUGUCACCUAUGAAGACUUUGUUAAGAGCUUUUUCAAGAAUUUAUCAGACAGGAAGAGUACCUGGAUUAGUAAAGGCUUAUGUGUCCUGUUUGGUAUUCUAUGCACUGUGAUGGCAGUGGUUGCAUCACUAAUGGGUGGAGUUGUACAGGCUGCACUUAGCAUCCAUGGAAUGGGUGGAGGCCCAAUGUUAGGAUUAUUCACUUUGGGCAUUUUGUUUCCAUGGACCAACUGGAAGGGGGCUCUAGGAGGAUUUUUGACGGGGAUCACCUUGGCUUUUUGGGUUGCCAUUGGAGGAUUUAUAUAUCCUGCUCCUACAACCAAGUCGCUUCCUCUAACUCUAAGGACAGAUCAGUGUAAAUUGCUUAAUGAGACAAUCAAUGCCACAUUGUCCACAGUCCUUCCUACAACUCUGGCUACCAUUGAUCCUCCAGUAAGGUCAGUGCUGGCGGAUAACUGGUACAGUUUAUCCUACCUCUACUAUAGCGCUGUGGGCUGCCUUGGGUGCAUUAUAGCAGGGCUUGCAAUAAGUUUUAUAACAGGUCAUGAGCAUGGAAAGAAUGUUAAACCGCUAUUUAUUAGACCGAUCUGCAAUCUAUUCUGCUUCUGGUCAGAUAAGUACAAGAAGAAGUGUUGGUGUGGCGUCCGACACGAUGAAGAGGAUGAAGAGCUGGAUGAUGCUGCUUUGAAGAAAGACAUUAAGAUGACUCCAGUUCAAGAAAAGCAAAUAGAAAGCUCAUUCGAUAGUGACUCCUUACAAAAACGACCACUUGGUUAUAAUCCUGAAGAAAAAUCCUAUACAAACACAGAUUCAGAGAAAGAAUGCCGAAUGUAGAUAAAUUAUUGGUUACUUAGUGUCUUGCAGCACUAAAUGUACAUACAACCACCAUCAUCGGAAAUCAUUAUGGCUUGAGGAUCUCAUUUUGCUGUCUUCUAAUUUUGCUCAUACACUAGAGAUAUUGCACAGAAUUGCUGUACAGUAUUUAUCCUUUUUUUUUUAUUCAUCAUACGUUUGAUAAUGUAAUAUACAGGACAUUGGACAAAAUAUGCCAUACAUGCCCUCAUUAUUGUAGGCCUUGGAGAGAAUACAACUCAUGAUUAAUAAAGAUUUCUUGAAGACUC
Molecule: messenger RNA, 2250 nt
Organism: Bufo bufo (common toad)
Lineage: Eukaryota; Metazoa; Chordata; Amphibia; Anura; Bufonidae
Gene: SLC5A12
Product: solute carrier family 5 member 12
Exons: 15
Coding region: 41-1963 (640 amino acids)
Biological process (GO): sodium ion transport; transmembrane transport
Cellular component (GO): membrane
Molecular function (GO): symporter activity; lactate transmembrane transporter activity
Source: RefSeq, a predicted model, not a curated record